Molecule: messenger RNA, 1223 nt
Organism: Colletotrichum scovillei
Lineage: Eukaryota; Fungi; Ascomycota; Sordariomycetes; Glomerellales; Glomerellaceae
Exons: 4
Coding region: 105-1184 (359 amino acids)
Source: RefSeq, a predicted model, not a curated record
GAACUUUAUCCUUUUUUCCUAUCUCCGACCACGAGCUCAUCUCCAUUCCAUCUCUCGACGGCCAAAGUGCGAUCAUACGACAGGUGCACCAUUCUUUGCAUCGUAUGCUCAGAAUGUUCAACGGCGCCAGUAGUGCUACGACGGCACAACUGACCAUGGACGAUGGCACGGACAACGAGAUGCAAACCAGGCUCAGCUUGAUAACCAAAAUUCGGAAGGAGCUUGAUUUCAAGAGACGAACAGGCUUUUUCGGCAUCUAUAGAGCAGGCUUUUGGAGUCUUCUUAUGGUACUUGAUAUCAGUCUGCUUCAGGACCUCUUGCACAAACUACAAACCCUUCGGCCCCUUCCAAUGAAGGAGAAGAGAGAAUACAUACGACAUCUCGAGCAUCUCACAUACGCUUUUCCGCGAUUCAUCAGACUAUUUCUUAGUCAGUGGGUUCCUGACGAUAGAUCUAGCACCAUGACGACUGAAGCACAUUCUCAAUUCGAAAUCGAACAAACAAAAGCACGGGGUCGCGAUAGGGGUCUUUGCAUUGCUACUGGUGUUGCAGACCCGGAAAUCUGUUACAUCGUUGCUCCAAUUAUUUGCCCUCCUGAAAGUCUGCUCCUACUGGUCACCAUCGUACAAUCUGCAGAAGUGAUCGGAUGGGAUGAAGACUUUUGCUCCAGGAUCAAAACAAAGCUUUCGGCAAGGCACAAGGGCAUUACAACCCUGAUGACGAACAUGCUGUGUCUAAGCCGUCAGCUAGAGCCCAGCUGGUCCGAAGGGCUCUUCGCCUUGGAGCCCCUUGAAUCACUCGACGACGACUCAUCACUGGCCAUAAUUCGACUAAGGGUUCAUUGGCUGAAACGUACUAGGAUUGCGUCUAUGGCUAGCAGGAUUGCAAAAUCCUUCUCCACAGACCCCCGCGAUGUUUUUCUCGAAGAGGAAUGGAGCCAGGUCAACUCCCGCCCGAUCAAAGAUGGAUCUGUCAUUGAGAUCUCGGCUGAGAGCCAGGAUCAGCUCCCAGAUCGAGACUUGCUUCGCCUGAGGUGGCUUCUGAUGAGGCUCCAUGCUUUAUCUGGGGCGCCGGACCCCCGUAUAUACCCUCAUGGCCAUGGUGAAAUUGGUGACAUGAUGGCAGUAGGGGGGAUAUACGAUGACGACCACUCGGAAUAUUAUGAAGAAGAGGAUUCUAUGUAACGUGAUCAUCGACAAAGAAAGCGCUCAUUUCUAGUGGCA